CAACCAUCUAAACACAAGAAAAAAAAAAAAAAGGUCACAGUCAGUUACUCCUGUUAGAUCAGUGUUCACUGGAACAUCUGUAGGCACAUAUACACACUCUCUUUACUGUGAGCCUUCUGCAUGCUACGGUCAGAGUGCGCAGUCAGUGAAUCUUCCCCAAGUGCUGACAUUUAAUACCUGGUUUAGCGUCAAAGAUUCAGAGAGGGGCGAGCACCCCUCUGGCCUUCAGGACUUCACUCUGCAAACAGGGAGUAUAUUAUUAAGGCUCCUGGCAUCUCUCUAAGAUAAAAGAUCUACACAGGAUCAGAAAAUAUGUCACUACAGAUGAUAACCGUCAGUAAUAACAUGGCCUUAAUUCAACCAGGCUUUUCACUGAUGAAUUUUGAUGGGCAAGUUUUCUUCUUUGGCCAAAAAGGCUGGCCAAAGAGGUCCUGCCCCACUGGAGUUUUCCAUUUUGAUGUAAAGCAUAACCAUCUCAAACUGAAGCCUGCAGUUUUCUCUAAGGAUUCCUGCUACCUUCCUCCUCUUCGUUACCCAGCCACUUGCAUAUUCAGAAGCAGCUUUGAGUCUGAAAAGCAGCAAUACAUCAUCCAUGGAGGGAAAACACCAAACAAUGAGCUUUCAGAUAAGAUUUAUGUCAUGUCUGUUGUUGGCAAGAACAACAAAAAAGUUACUUUUCGCUGCACGGAGAAAGACUUAGUAGGAGAUGUUCCUGAAGCCAGAUAUGGUCAUUCCAUUGAUGUAGUGUAUAGUCGAGGGAAAAGUAUGGGUGUUCUCUUUGGAGGACGGUCAUACAUUCCUUCUGCCCAAAGAACCACAGAAAAAUGGAAUAGUGUAGCUGACUGUCUGCCCCAUGUUUUCUUGGUGGAUUUUGAAUUCGGGUGCUCUACGUCAUACAUACUUCCGGAACUUCAGGAUGGGCUAUCUUUUCAUGUCUCCAUUGCCAGAAAUGAUACCAUUUAUAUUUUAGGAGGACAUUCACUUGCCAAUAACAUCCGCCCUGCCAACCUAUACAGAAUAAAGGUCGAUCUUCCACUAGGUAGCCCAGCUGUGAGUUGCACAGUCUUGCCAGGAGGGAUCUCUGUCUCCAGUGCAAUCCUGACUCAAACAAACAAUGAUGAAUUUGUUAUUGUUGGUGGCUAUCAGCUUGAAAAUCAAAAGAGAAUGGUCUGCAACAUUGUCUCUUUCGAGGACAAUAAGAUAGAAAUUCGUGAGAUGGAGACCCCAGACUGGACCCCGGAUAUCAAGCACAGCAAGAUCUGGUUUGGGAGCAACAUGGGAAAUGGAACUGUAUUCCUUGGCAUACCAGGAGACAAUAAACAGGCUACUUCAGAAGCUUUCUAUUUCUAUAUGUUGAAAUGUGCUGAAGAUGAUGUGAAUGAAGAUCAGAAGACACUCACAAAUAGUCAGACAUCAACAGAAGACCCAGGCGACUCCACUCCCUUUGAAGACUCAGAAGAAUUUUGUUUCAGUGCAGAAGCAUGUAGUUUUGAUGGUGAUGAUGAAUUUGACACCUAUAAUGAAGAUGAUGAGGAAGAUGAGUCUGAGACAGGCUACUGGAUUACAUGUUGCCCUACUUGUGAUGUGGAUAUCAACACUUGGGUACCAUUUUAUUCAACUGAGCUCAACAAACCUGCCAUGAUCUACUGCUCUCAUGGAGAUGGGCACUGGGUCCAUGCCCAGUGCAUGGAUCUGGAAGAACGCACGCUCAUUCAUCUGUCAGAAGGAAGCAACAAGUAUUACUGCAAUGAGCAUGUGAAGAUAGCAAGAGCACUGCAAACACCCAAAAGAGUCCUACCCUUAAAAAAGCCUCCACUCAAAUCCCUCCACAAAAAAGGUUCUGGGAAAAUUUUUACUCCUGCCAAGAAAUCAUUUCUUAGAAGGUUGUUUGAUUAGUUUCACAAAAGUCUUUCAAAUACAAGUGCAUCAAAUUUUUACACCUAUUUUAAAGAAUCAUAACAAUGAUGAAAAUUGUAUUUCUAUUUUUUAUUUAAAAUGUCUAUGAUUUCUUUUAGUCUUAUGAAUUAAGUGCCAAGGAAGAGUGCUCAUAAUACAAUGCUAAAUAUUUGAAAAUCUUUUACUGAAAGGUAUCUUAAAUGAGAAUUUAUGACCUGAAUUUUUUCAUUCAAGGAAUCUUAAAUACAGAAGAAGUAAUUAUAAUCAAGGUAUGCUUAUAUCCCUUAUAUGAUUUUUGGUUACAGAUAAGCUACAGAGUAGUUAAGACAAAGUUAAACUGAUAAAGAAAUUAACACCUAAAGGAAUUGAAUGAAUUAUUUUGCACAAUGUAGCAACUUGGUGGUUGGCCAAAAAUUAAAACCAAGAUCGCUUGUAUCCCACGCUAGUGCUCUUUGCACACCUCUAACUCUAAAUUGGGCUCUUGAUUAUGCCUGUGAACAGAAAAAGUUCCAUAUAGCUUAUUUAAACUAUAAGACAGACAGUCUCCAUUGACAUGAAGGAUGAGCAAAGGAAUCUACAUCAAGUUUGUUAUAUUUUAUCAAGUUACCUGCAUGAACUUUCUUCAGAGGAUCCCCCCACCAUCUGGUGCACAGAUGAUGAACCAAGACCAGUCACUUGAACAAAUUCUUUGAGAGAUUUAAUGAAAACUGAAGUCCACUGCCACUUAGCAUCCUGGGAAAAGAAGAUAAGUGAGAGCACACUAAGAAAGGACCGCCAAUUAAAUCUCAUAAAGAACAAUAGUAUUAUCCCCCCCCACAAAAAAAAGUUCAAAGGAUUUUCUAAAGUUAAUAGGUAGAAUAUUUUAAAUGGGGAAAAAUAAAUUUGUGUGUAUAUGCAUCUAGUUGUUAUGUGGAGUUUGCUGCCUACGAAACUUACAAAAAUCAAUGAGCUUGCUAAGUUUCAAUUAGAUACUUUCUAGAAAGAAAGUUUAAAAAACUGUUCAUUUUGAGGCUUUAAAGACAUCAACUAAUAAUCAGAUGAUCUUAGAGAAAUGUCUUUCGUUUUGGAGUAUUUUUCUGGCAAAGCAUCUCGCGUUAUCCUAAGAGCUUAAGCCAUAGCUUUUUAUUCAUCGGUCUUCACUGAAAGUCCACAGUGUAGGGGGUACUAUGGCCAGAUUUAGGGGAAACGUGACCAUACAGGAGAUAAACCCUUGGAACACAAGUUCGUCUGCGUCAGUUCCAUGUCUUAGAUACUAAAAGUAACUUGGAUAAAUUAAAUCAUUACAGUAAUGUUGCUUAAUGAAUAUUCCUUUUGAACCAUUUACUGUACCAUUGCUCUGAUUUUUCAUUGUUUUUGUCACCUAUGUAAAACUAAUAAAACAUUA
Messenger RNA from Ailuropoda melanoleuca (giant panda), 3280 nucleotides. It is a transcript of the gene RAG2, whose product is annotated as recombination activating 2. Lineage: Eukaryota; Metazoa; Chordata; Mammalia; Carnivora; Ursidae. Gene Ontology annotation, molecular function: sequence-specific DNA binding; protein binding. The transcript is spliced from 3 exons. Gene Ontology annotation, cellular component: nucleus; DNA recombinase complex. Gene Ontology annotation, biological process: V(D)J recombination. Bases 313 to 1896 code for a protein of 527 amino acids. The record is from RefSeq and is a predicted model, not a curated record.